GGCGGUGGGUGGAGCCUUGGCCUGGAGAGGAACUGGGUCUUCGGUGCUUCCGGUCCGGUGCCCGGUCCUUGGAGUUCUGGUGGUACUAGUCCAAACCAUACUGCCACGUAUUUCUUUCAUCUUUUAGCACGCACUUUUGUUCUGUCCUUCGAGCUAUUGGUGCAGUUAGGUCUGGUCCCACAAUGCCGCUCCCAGUUGCACUGCAGACCCGCUUGGCGAAGAGGGGCAUCCUCAAACAUUUGGAGCCCGAGCCAGAGGAAGAGAUUAUUGCUGAGGACUAUGAUGAUGAUCCUGUCGACUAUGAGGCCACCCGGUUAGAGGGUUUGCCACCGAGCUGGUACAAGGUGUUUGACCCUUCUUGUGGACUCCCUUAUUACUGGAAUGUUGAGACAGACCUCGUGUCGUGGCUCUCACCACAUGACCCCAACUUUGUUGUUACCAAAUCUGCCAAGAAACUGAGGACCAAUAAUGCUGAUGCUGAGGACAAGUUGGACCGGAAUCAUGAGAAGUUGGACAGAACUCAUGAGAAGUCAGACCGAAGUCAUGAGAAGCCAGACAGGAGCCAUGAGAAGGCAGACCGAAACCAUGAUAAGUCUGACCGGGAUCGAGAGCGGAGCUAUGACAAAGUGGACAGAGAGAGAGAUCGGGACAGGGAACGAGAUCGGGACCGGGGGUAUGACAAGGCAGACCGGGAAGAUGGCAAAGACCGGCGUCACCAUCGCAGAGAGGAACUAGCUCCUUACCCCAAGAGCAAGAAGGCGGCGAGCCGAAAAGAUGAAGAAUUAGACCCCAUGGAUCCCAGCUCAUACUCAGAUGCACCCCGGGGCACGUGGUCAACAGGACUACCCAAGAGGAAUGAGGCCAAGACAGGCGCCGACACGACAGCAGCUGGGCCCCUCUUCCAGCAGCGCCCAUACCCUUCCCCAGGGGCUGUGCUCCGCGCCAACGCUGAGGCCUCCCGAACCAAACAGCAGGACUGACCCUUUGUUUGCUGUAGCUUUGGCAGUUUGCCUUCCUGCUUUCUUCCUUGUGGCUCUGGAUGUAGGGGCCCAGAGCUUUGCACAUGCUGAAUAAGUAUCCCACCAAUGAGCGACACUCCCGGCCCUUUAUUGUUUGUAAUAAAAGCUUUGUUGUGGAUCCUA
Messenger RNA from Myodes glareolus (Bank vole), 1142 nucleotides. RefSeq names its product polyglutamine binding protein 1 (gene Pqbp1). Gene Ontology annotation, cellular component: cytoplasm; nuclear body. Gene Ontology annotation, biological process: alternative mRNA splicing, via spliceosome. NCBI's taxonomy places the organism in Eukaryota, Metazoa, Chordata, Mammalia, Rodentia, Cricetidae. Gene Ontology annotation, molecular function: protein binding; ribonucleoprotein complex binding. The record is from RefSeq and is a predicted model, not a curated record.